UCUCAAGGCUGAGAAAACAAAAAAUGGGGAAUUCAGAGUCGUGUUUCCGAAAAUACCGAAUCCCGAGGUACGAAACCCCGAGGGAUUUGCUGGAGAUGAGACAAGGUUCUUGCAAAGAAUCAAUUAAGGCUUGGCAAGAUUGCUAUUCCGAAGAGAAUUUUGUGAGGAUGAGGAGGUGUAUGGAGGCUCACCCUCAUUACUAUCAGCCCCUUCUGGCGCCGAUCGAAGCUGGUGGAGAAGUGUUCGAGAAAGAGAUGGAAUCUUUCUUAAUGCCCUCCAAUGAAGAUUCGAACCAACAAAAAGAGGAAGAGAGACAAGACGCAUUGUAUUUGCGGUUUUGCAAGUUCAUGGAAGGAGGUGACUGCAAAGAAAUAUUCACAGCUUUUUUACAUUGUGUGGAGGAAGAUGAUGAAAGUAGUAGGUGUUUGGAAGUCAAAGAAACGAUGUCCAAGUGUAUUGAGGCACACUCUGAUUACUAUCAACCUUACCUAGCUGCCAAGAAAGCUGCUAGUGAACAAAUUUGUAAGGAGCUCGUAGCUCCAUUUGUGAAGCAAGCUUAG
Molecule: messenger RNA, 560 nt
Organism: Capsella rubella
Lineage: Eukaryota; Viridiplantae; Streptophyta; Magnoliopsida; Brassicales; Brassicaceae
Exons: 1
Coding region: 24-560 (178 amino acids)
Source: RefSeq, a predicted model, not a curated record